Siniperca chuatsi (mandarin fish) is the source of this 2646-nucleotide messenger RNA. RefSeq names its product caM kinase-like vesicle-associated protein. The transcript has 11 exons. Gene Ontology annotation, molecular function: calmodulin binding; ATP binding; calcium/calmodulin-dependent protein kinase activity. Gene Ontology annotation, biological process: peptidyl-serine phosphorylation. NCBI's taxonomy places the organism in Eukaryota, Metazoa, Chordata, Actinopteri, Centrarchiformes, Sinipercidae. The coding region runs from base 199 to 1452 and encodes 417 amino acids. Gene Ontology annotation, cellular component: intracellular anatomical structure. The record is from RefSeq and is a predicted model, not a curated record.
GCUGACUUGUUGGAAAUGCUCGAGGAUCAUCUCUCUGAUAGCACACUGGCUGUAAAAUCAGUGGAAGGAAAAAAAGUGAAGCCGCACCAAGAAAAUACUCAAACAUUAGACAGAGGAUUGGAUUACUGAUUAUUACCAGUUUACUUCAUUGAAGGUUGUGUUGUGGCAGGACAUUCCCUGGCUAGGGCACGAGCUGCCAUGCCAUUUGGUUGUCUGACACUCAGGGAGAAGAAGGAUUACAACAAUCCCUCAGAGGUGACCGACAAAUAUGACCUCGGACAAAUUGUUAAAUCAGAGGAGUUUUGCGAGAUAUUCCGGGCGAAGGAUAGGAACACCUUGAAAAUGUACACCUGUAAAAAGUUCCACAAAAAGGAUGGAAGGAAAGUGAGGAAAGCUGCCAAGAAUGAGAUAAUGAUCUUAAAGAUGGUAAAACAUCAUAACAUCCUCCAGAUGGUUGAUGCUUUUGAAACUAAGAAAGAGUACUUCCUUUUUCUGGAGCUCGCCACAGGCAGAGAGGUGUUUGACUGGAUCUUAGAUCAAGGAUAUUACUCUGAGAGGGACACCAGCAAUGUUAUGAGACAGGUGUUGGAAGCUGUAGCUUACCUGCACUCUCUGAAAAUUGUCCACAGAAAUCUUAAGCUGGAGAACUUGGUGUACUUUAAUCGUUUGAAGCACUCCAAAAUUGUUAUCAGUGACUUCCAGUUGGCAAAACUGGAAAAUGGACUCAUUAAGGACCCAUGUGGAACUCCAGAAUAUCUUGCUCCUGAGGUGGUCGGGAGACAGAGAUAUGGAAGACCUGUGGACUGUUGGGCCAUAGGUGUCAUCAUGUAUAUACUUUUGUCCGGAAACCCUCCUUUCUAUGAUGACGCUGAUGAAGAUGACUCUGACAAUCGUGAUAAGAACCUUUUCUUAAAGAUUUUGUCAGGGGACUAUGAAUUUGAUUCACCAUAUUGGGAUGACAUUUCAGAUUCUGCCAAAAACUUAGUGGCAUCUUUGAUGGAAGUGGAACAGGAUCAGCGAUUGACUGCACAGGAAGCCAUUGCUCAUGAAUGGAUUUCUGGAAAUGCUGCCUCUGACAAGAACAUCAAGGAUGGCGUUUGUGCACAAAUAGAAAAGAACUUUGCCAAAGCCAAGUGGAAGAAAGCUGUUAGAGUGACCACCCUCAUGAAGAGACUUCGAGCGUCUGAUCAGGGUGAUUCUGGGGCCUCCGGUCUUGCUGCAGGGGCUGCAGCUGACCCCAACACACCCAGCGGCGCUCCUCCUCCUCCAGCUGGCAGCAGCGAUGGUGUUGCUGCCAGCAUAAAGGCUGCUCUUAGCGACAAGGCUCCUGACACACAGACUGCCACCAUCUCUGCACUCUCCCUGCCCAGUGCAGCCAGACAGGAAGAGCAGCCACAGGCACGGUGCAAUGGCGAUGUUCCCCAAAUGUUGCCACAAAGAAAGGGAGACUAGGCUAUAAACAAAUACAAGAAGAGGACCCUUGCCAACCAACAAGCACAUGAGCAGUAGAGCCAAUAAAUUUGGCAUGAUGACACCAUGUCUAUGCUGUUCGACUAUCCCCCAGUGUGCAGAAUUAUUUCACAACACCAUGCGUUUCGUCAUUUUUGCCAUCUGUACUGAUUGGUCUAAUGAAUAGUGUUCUACACUCUCCCUUGUUAUUUUGUGUACAAGUCCUUUUAAAGCUAGUUGCAAAGUACCUCUUCAGUUGUUUCCUUUUCCCUGAAAACUGUAAAAACUCAUGGUGUGAUUUAGUGAAAUCAACUCAUCUUUAUUCAUCAGCUCAUUGUAUAGAGGUGUAUUUGUCUGUUUCAACAAAUUGCUAGUUUUCAGCUUCAGAACUUACAACCCUGAGUUCAUGUCUUGUGAUUUAAAAUUAUGAGUUGAAAGAUUUGGUAAAUUGAUCAUAUCAAGAUUUGAAAAUAUGUAAAGUUAUUAGAAUACUUUCCUGCAUGUAUAUUUGAGUUAACUCUUCAGAAACCAUGCUUCUAAUUGGAAUACAUUUACAUGCCCAGCAUAACUUAAAAGUUAGCUAUGCUGAAAAUUUCAAAAAGAUAUAAAACCUAUAUUACGCUAAAUUAUGCUUACAAUUUAUUAGGUAACAAUCAGAUACAUAUCAUAAAUUAGUGGAUUUAACCUAACACCCAAUUCUAGAUAUCUGCAGGUUUGUCUUCAGUGCAGUACAACUUCAGUCAACUUACAAUUUUACAGCAGCAAGAAAGCAUAUUUUUAAGUUUAAGUGCCUUAAUAUUUGUUGCAGUAAUGUACUGAAAUGUUUUAAAAGACAACUUGAUUAUAAUUGCUUACUGAUUUCUUUGAAAAGUUUUAGCUGUUUUCCUUCGCUCUUUUGUUUAGUUUUACGCUGCUGUAUUGGUAAUUGUGUUCUGUCCUCUUUCACACUUAAAUUAAAACACAGAAAACUCAAUUUAGAGCAUUGUAUGUGGAGUGAUGUUUUAGCUGUUGUUGUUGUGUUGUCACUUGUAAUUAGUAAAUUUCAGAGUUUAUAGCUGAGUCCAUAUACUGUACCACUAUGUAUAUUUGCAUUGUAUACAUGUGUAUUUUUUUAUUUACGUGUGUAUUUAGCAACAUUUAGCUGAGCUAACAGGUUGCUACAACGCUUGUGAAUGAAUAAAAUGAGCAAUACUAAUA